Messenger RNA from Microthlaspi erraticum, 1098 nucleotides. The record is from the annotation of a GenBank genome assembly. Lineage: Eukaryota; Viridiplantae; Streptophyta; Magnoliopsida; Brassicales; Brassicaceae.
AUGACGAAGAUAUCGAAUCUUCCAGGGGAUUUGUUGGAGGAGAUUCUCUCUAGGGUUCCAGUGCAGUCUAUGAAACAAGUACGAUUUACUUGCAAAACGUGGAACACUUUAUCCAAAGAUGGGAGCUUUAAAAAGAAGCACCUUGUUCAAGCAAAAGCAAAAGCAGCAGCAGCAAGGGAGAUCCUGGCGGUCAUGGUGAUUGAUUUUAAUAUUUGUUUAAUGAGCAUCAAUCUCCAUGGAGUUCACAAGGAAGAAGACGUUGAAUCCUCUAUAAAGUGUAAAGGUAAACUUAUUAAACCAAUCGUCGUGUCUCAUGUCUAUCAUUGCGGCGGUUUAUUGCUAUGCCUCACAGAAGGUAGGAUUAGGCAGCCUAUGGUUUUGAAUCCGUAUUCGGGGCAAACUCGGAGGAUUUUUGCCAGAAAUCUUCGUCCCGCGUACGCUAUUGGAUACGAGACGAGAAAUUCGUACUACAAAAUUCUGACUUUUUUACAAACAUUAUAUGGUAAGCGUGUUAGGUACGAAAUCUUUGAGUUGGACUGUGAAGGUUCAUGGAGGGUUCUUGAUAUCAAUUCCGAAUGCCAAAACCGCAUUGGUGGAAGUGUCUCUGUGAAAGGAAAUACCUAUUGGUAUGCUUAUCCAAAAGGAGAGAUGGGUGAAUCUUUGAUCUGUUUUGAUUUUACAAGAGAGAUAUUUAGACCUAAUCUGCCUCUGCCUAGCCACUCCAAUGAUCAUGGACAUUAUACCGUGCGUCUCUCUAGUGUUGGAGAAGAGAAACUCGCCGUGUUAUUUCAGCGCGAGGAUAUAUCAAGGAUGGAGAUAUGGAUUACUGAUAAGAUUGAGCCCAAUGAUGUUUCUUGGAGGAUGUUGCUCGUUUCAGUGAACACGGGACCACUCAGUCGUGCUCAGUUUAAACCUAGAGAUGGGGGUUUCUUCGUCGACGAGGAGAAGAAAGCUGCAGUGUUUUUUUAUAAAGAUACAAGUCGCAACAAAGCUUGCAUCAUUGGAGAGGAUGGAUACUUGAGAGAAGUCGAUCUCGGGAAAUCUACUGAAGAUUAUUGUUCUCCAUUUGGGUGCUCUUAUGUUCCAAGUUUAGCGUAA